Molecule: messenger RNA, 1370 nt
Organism: Trematosphaeria pertusa
Lineage: Eukaryota; Fungi; Ascomycota; Dothideomycetes; Pleosporales; Trematosphaeriaceae
Exons: 2
Coding region: 346-1128 (260 amino acids)
Source: RefSeq, a predicted model, not a curated record
CUCCUAUGUAAAAUAGCCAGCCACGGAAAUACCGUACAAGAUGCAAAUCCCAGAUCGUGGCGGUGGAGUUGACGGCAUCGCGAACCGAAGAUCCGGCCCCAGCAGCGAGCCUACCUAGGUAGCGCGCAAUCGCACGUGAACACCCGUCGCCGUUCCUGGCGUUCCAGAAUCCGUGCAUGCGACACGCCCCGUUUCACGAACGCCUCCUCGCUACAUCGUCUCAGCCCAUCUCUGCCAACACAUGCACGUAAGUCGUUCAGCUCAGACUCAGCUCGCCAUCUCAACCAUCCCAACCCUUCAUCCCGCGCAAUUCAACGGCAAGCAAUCAGCGGCCCACUACUCACCAUGUUCAGCAAAAUCGGCACCAAAAUCGCACUGCACAAGGCUGGCCUCGGAAACGUCUCAUUACCUUCUUUCACCAAGUCAGAGGGCACUUACACGGGUGGAAAUUCGAAGAAUCGGAGCGGUGACGAAUCAGAGGGUGCAGGCUUCAACAAUCCGUUCGCGACCGUGCAAUGGGGGAAAGCGUUUGCAUCAUGGCAGUCCCCUCCGCCGCCGCCAAACCCGGUCCGGGAGCCACCGGUAGCGGGCGAUAAGGCGCAGAGCAAUGUGAAGCUGAAGUUUCCGGCUAUAGACGGGCGGCCGUGUAUAGUUCUUUUCAUGAGAUUCUGCGGGUGUCCCUUCACGCAGAAGCUCUUCCUCCACAUGCGAUCUCUGGCCAAUCGGCACACAGGCAUCCACUUCAUCGCCAUCUCGCACUGCACCCCCGACGCGACAAACGAAUGGCUCAAGAAACUCGGCGGCGCAUGGAAUGUCGACGUAAUAGUCGACCAGACUCGCGAGCUAUACGCCCUCUGGGGUCUCGGCAUCUCAAAUUGGGGCCACCUCCUACAUCCGCGGAACGGAUAUAAUCAAUAUCUGCUCGGAAAGAAGGAAGGCGUCUGGGGACAGCAAGUUGGCGAGGGAGGCUGUAGAUGGCAGACUGGAGGCGCUUACGCGGUGGACGAUCGGGGAAUCGUGAAGUGGGGCGGCCCGAUGAAGAGCGUGGAUGAUCAGAUCAUGUUGGAAGAUGGGGUCAGAGCACUCGGGUUUGGUAGCGCGCUUGGGAGCAAUACGGGUGUCUUUUGAGCAACGAGAGGGGGGAGCAGUGUACUAUUGAACUUUGCUGAGGGCUAAGUUUAUUGAAGAUAUCCACCUUCUCAUCGAUUGAAGCACUGAAAAGCUGCCCUAGCAAUGCGAAUCCAAGUGAACCAGAGUUCACCUCGUUAUCGUACGACGUAUGGGCUGAUACGAUCCUGGAGAAUAGUCCAGAUCUCUUGUCUCUCGCUUCCCAUCGGUUCGGCUCUACCCCAGCUGAGAGACAAAAGCCA